CCUUCAGUGUAGUGUUCGGCAGCGAUAGGCAGGGGUGCUGUUCCGUCAUGUGAUUCUGCUUUAGUCCUUCGAAGUUGAAAGGCAAGCAAGUCAGUGCGGGGCUAGCCUUCCUCAAUCUUGGUUGCUGGAGUACUAGCUAGAUGCGGUGACUUUCUUCUCGAUUUCUCACUCGUGAUUUUUCUUCAACUUUUUAAGAUGGCCGGAGCAAUUAUUGAAAACAUGAGCACCAAAAAGUUGGUGAUCGUAGGAGUGAUUCUGCUUUUAUUCCAAGCGUUUGCUUUUAUGGUCGGAGGCUUGAUUGCUCCCAGCCCCACCACAGCAGUCCACUACCUGGCUACCAAAUGUGUGGACACGGACAAACAUCACCAGAGCACCAAAUGGUUCAUGCCCUGGGGCCCUAACCAGUGUGACAAGAUCCGGGACUUUGACGAGGCCAUGGCCAAGAAGAUCGAGGCCAACAACAUUGUAUUUGCCGUCCAUAUCCCCCUGCCCAACAAAGAGAUGAGCCCCUGGUUCCAGUUUAUGCUGGUCAUCCUACAGUUUGACAUUGUCUUCAAGAUGUACAACCAGAUAGAGGAUGGAGCGCUGGCCACCAUCAACGUGGGUUUGGCCUACAGAGAUGACAUGCUCAGUGAGUGGACAGAGAUGGCCCACUCCAUAGAGCAGAGGAAGCUCAGCUGCAACUUCACCACCACCAAGACGUAUGAGAACGAGGGGCGCUACUAUGAGUGUGACCUGCUGCCCUUCAUGGAGCUGGGCAACGUGGCCCACAAGUACUACCUCCUCAACAUCCGCCUGCCUGUCAGCGAACGCAAGAAGAUCAACAUGGGCAUCGGCGAGAUCAAGGACAUCCGUCUGGCGGGUAUCCAUCAGAACGGCGGUUUCACCAAGGUGUGGUUCGCCAUGAAGACCUUCCUCACACCCAGCAUCCUCAUCAUCAUGGUGUGGUACUGGAGACGCAUCACCCUGAUGACACGACCCCCUGUGCUGUUGGAAAAGGUGAUCUUUGCCCUGGGCUUGUGCAUGACCUUCAUCAACAUCCCGGUGGAGUGGUUCUCUGUGGGGUUCAACUGGACCUGGAUGCUGCUGUUUGGGGACAUCCGGCAGGGCAUCUUCUACGCCAUGCUGCUCUCCUUCUGGAUCAUCUUCUGUGGAGAGCACCUCAUGGACCAGAUGGAGAGGAACCAUUUCUCAAACUACUGGAAGCAGGUGGGACCCAUUGUCUUCGGCUCCUUCUGCCUGUUUAUCUUCGACAUGUGUGAGAGGGGUGUCCAAUUGAAGAACCCUUUCUACAGUAUUUGGGCUUCCGACGUGGGGACUGAGUUGGCUAUGGCGUUCAUCAUUGUGGCGGGGAUCUGUGCCUGUCUCUACUUCCUCUUCCUGUGCUUCAUGGUGUUCCAAGUGUUCCGCAACAUCAGUGGGAAGAGGUCCUCCUUGCCCGCCAUGUCCAAGGCCAGACGCCUGCACUAUGAGGGCCUUAUCUUCCGGUUCAAGUUCCUCAUGUUGGUCACUCUGACCUGUGCUGCAAUGACUGUCAUCUUCUUCAUCAUUAGUCAGGUGAACGAGGGCCACUGGCAGUGGGGAGACUACACGGUGCAGGUGAACAGUGCCUUCUUCACGGGAAUCUACGGCAUGUGGAACCUCUACGUGUUCGCCAUCAUGUUCCUGUAUGCUCCCUCACACAAACGCUACGGAGACGAGCAGUCCAGCGGUGCCAUUCUUUGCGAGGCAUCGGGAUACCUCCCUGGUCUUUGUGGUUGAAUCUGUGUUUGAAAUUCACUGCUCAACUGAGGAACCUUACAGAUAAUUGAGACGCAGGAGCCAGUGGCGAGGACAUCCAGCUGACCACCACCAUCACCCACGUGGACGGACCCACCGAGAUCUACAAGAUGACGGGCAAGGAGGCCCAAGAGUAGACCCCCCUCCCCUGGACAUCAAACCACCUACAAACACCCCUCCCUAAAACCGUGACUGUGCUUCCUUUAACCCUAUUACCCAUGUGCCCCGCAUUGUCCCAAAAGUUCAAAAGCAACUUUAUCUGUAGCCCUUUAGUCCUUUCAUUUCAUUGCAGACAUGUGGCCAGAUUGUAUAUUCAUUUUUGACAUUUGAUAGAGUCUGUUAACUAUCAGUGUUUGUAAUGUUGUUGUUGUUGAACAACUGUACUCUUAUGAAGUCCAGGUUGUGAAAAUCUGCUUUGACAUGGAGUGGAAGGAUGUAGAACACCAUCUGCUGGUCAUAAGAGGUAGUUGGGGAGGGAAAAAAACACUCCAGGUUGAUGUUGUCUUCACAAAUCUAGGAUCAGCAUUCCAUCCCUCAAAUCCUAAACAAACCCAUUAGGGGUAAAGUGCAAAUCUGAAAUUAGAUCAGUGUCCAGUGGCAACGGCAUAGGAAAAACAUUGGGGGCUUUCAAGGCACUAUAUUGUGGCGUAACUGGUUGCCUCACUGAAGACAACAUUACUUUGCUCUUUAGAGAGAACUACAUGUGGAUGACUGCUGUUUUUGGCACUCUGCCUCUGCAGUUUUAGAUUGAAACAACCAGUAAGUGUAUGUCAAUGCCUCAUGGUACAAGGUCCAAGAUGACCACUUUCUGAAGAUCUGUCAAAAGAAAGCAUAUCUCUGCAAGUUGUCAGUAAUAUCUUUGUCUUUUUUGUCACUUCUGUCCGCACUCACGUUCAGCUGUACACAUCCAUGGAACUUUCUAGACUACUGUGUUCUCUUAUCUAUCACUCUCCCAAGUGGGGGGAUAAUACCUUUUUGUAUUGUGGGGGAAAAAAUUACAAACCACAGGGCCUUUUUGGGAAACACCAAGUUCAUUAUGUUACGAUGUAGAUAUAUAUAUAUAUAUUUUAUAAAGUGCUUAUUUUCAACUGUAUGAAAGAUUUGCAUAUGCUGUAUCACUUACUGUCUGUUGGCAAAAAAAUUAUUGAGAUUCGAAGAUGACUAUGACGUGGUAGUGUAGUAGUUUUGUGCUUUUUAUGCUAAAUUAAAUAAAAAGUUUACUUUA
This is a messenger RNA of Salmo salar (Atlantic salmon), 3004 nucleotides long. RefSeq names its product Integral membrane protein GPR177 (gene gp177). The record is from RefSeq and is a predicted model, not a curated record. Gene Ontology annotation, biological process: intracellular protein transport; Wnt signaling pathway; Wnt protein secretion. Gene Ontology annotation, cellular component: endomembrane system; organelle membrane. Lineage: Eukaryota; Metazoa; Chordata; Actinopteri; Salmoniformes; Salmonidae. Gene Ontology annotation, molecular function: Wnt-protein binding.